AUGACAAAUCUUGAAAGACAGUUGCAGGAUAAAAAAUUUCUUCUCGUACUUGAUGAUGUGUGGAAUGAAGAACAUGGGAAGUGGGAGCGUUCAAGGGAUCGUCUGUUAAAAGUUGUUGGGAUUAAUCAUGGUAAUGCUGUUGUUGUGACGACUCGUCUUCCAUUAGUAGCAUCCAUAAUGGAGAAUCCUCCUGUGUUUAGGCAUGAACUGAAACAACUGUGUCAAAUGAUGAAUGAUGAUUUUGAGAUUGGAAAGGAGAAAUUGAUUCAGCUUUGGAUGGCUGAAGGGUUCCUUGGGCCAUCUCACGGAGAGAUGGAAGAUAUAGGUGCUAGAAAUCUUAAUGACUUGCUUGCACCCUCGUUUUUCCAAGAUUUCCAAACGGAUGAGCUUGGAAACUUGGUGACAAAAUCAGAGACAGUGAUUUGGGAGGCUGGUUCAUCUAUAGACGGUACAUUUCGUGCCCGACAUCUAAAUCUCCUUUCUUAUGACAGAGAUGAACCAGCAUUUCUAAAGGAUGGUGCUAGAAAAUCGCGUACAUUAUUCUCAAGAUUCUUCAGCAAGUCUUGGGAAUUUAGAGGUUUGCGAAGUCUGACCUUGAAUGUUGCUUAUAUGACAGAGCUGCCAGAUUCAAUUUGCAGGCUGAAACAUUUGAGGUAUCUGGAUGUUUCACAAACAAAUAUCAAAGCAUUCCCGAAAUCCAUCACGAAGCUCUAUCAUUUGCAAACCUUAAGAUUCCGUAGAUGUUGGUUACUCGAAAAGCUUCCCAACAAAAUGGAGUACUUGGUGACCUUGAGACAUAUUGACCUUAGUCAUACGCCAGCUGAUGUUGGAUGCUUAGCUGGUCUUAGAACACUGCCAUUCUUUGAAGUGGGUCAAGAUAAGGGCCACAAUAUUAAAGAGCUGGGAUGCUUGAAGGAACUAGGAGGGGAGUUGAGAAUAGUCAAUCAGGAGCAUGUCAGAGACAAAAAAGAAGCCAAGGGAGCAUGCCUGUUUGGAAAAGCAAAGAGUAACACAUUGUUAUUGAUAUGGAGUUCAGAAAGAAGAAGCAGCAGCUCCAGCAUCAAUUACAGGGAUGUGAUGGAAGGCCUCCAGCCUCACCCAGACAUACGAAGCUUAGAGAUUGAGAAUUAUCAGGCAACUGUUCGAGUUAGCUGGCCUCUAUCCCGUGCAAAUGUGAAGGAUUUGAAAGUCAAGGACUGCAGGGAGCCUAUCUUCUUUUAUGACGAUGACGAUUUACAUGGAGAAGAAUUGUGGCCUUCUCGUCUUCAGUCACUAGUCAUUAGCUUUUGUAAUUACUUCAACUCAGUUCCUAAUGGUUUAAAUAGAAGAUUGCAUUCUCUUAUUCAGUUAGAAAUCAGCUUCUGUCAGAAUUUAAGUCAUAUCCCGGAAGAUUUCUUUUGCGGUCUCAACCAACUGAAGGCAUUGAAAACUGGCAGUUUCUCAGAGGAGCUGGAGGCAUUUCCUGGAAUGAAUUCAAUCCACCACUUGGGUGGUUCCCUUGAAAAACUAAAGAUAUUUGGAUGGAAGAACCUAAAGAGUCUACCACGUCAACUUCAACACCUCACCUCCCUUGUGAAAUUAAAGAUCUUUUAUUUUGACGGAGAGGAAUUUGAAGAAGCAUUGCCAGACUGGUCGGCCAACCUUUCUUCUCUUCAAGAGCUUACAAUUUGCUAUUGUAAGAAUCUCAAGUAUCUGCCAAGCUCAACAGCCAUGCGAUGCUUCUCCAAAUUAACACGUCUGCAAAUUUGGGGGAGUCUGCUUCUUCAGCAAAAUUGCUUCAAGGGCAGUGGGUCUGAGUGGCACAAGAUUUAUCAUAUCCCAUAUAUCAAUAUAAUGAAGAUCCGGACAAAAAGAGAAAAGGCCUCCGUGCUGCGCAGCCAGCCUCUCGCUAUGACUUCUGACAGAAUAGUUCGGCAGGUGCGGGUAGAGCAACUAAUGGAAGAUGGUCUUUGGAUUGAGGUUAUGGAUCAUUUUCAUAAGCUGAGGGGUUUUUCUAAUCAGACAUACAGGCUUGCUUUUCGGCUUUCCAUGCGUAAGGAGUUCCAAAAUUUCUCUUCGGAAGAUGCAUAUGCUAACUAUGGCAUUCAACCCUUAGAUGCCUGGUACAGAUUUCAAAAUAUUUCAAUAUCUUUCUCACCAGAGUUUCUUACCUUCUGUUUCAUUUCUAAAAUUUGCAAGCUUGCUCGAUCUUCAAUAGACAUGGUAGAUGGAGAUUCAGUGCAGACUCUGUAA
Molecule: messenger RNA, 2232 nt
Organism: Populus euphratica (Euphrates poplar)
Lineage: Eukaryota; Viridiplantae; Streptophyta; Magnoliopsida; Malpighiales; Salicaceae
Product: putative disease resistance protein RGA3
Exons: 7
Coding region: 1-2232 (743 amino acids)
Molecular function (GO): ADP binding
Source: RefSeq, a predicted model, not a curated record